Messenger RNA from Eleginops maclovinus (Patagonian blennie), 2194 nucleotides. RefSeq names its product F-box only protein 47-like. The transcript has 11 exons. Gene Ontology annotation, molecular function: protein binding. The record is from RefSeq and is a predicted model, not a curated record. The coding region runs from base 1 to 1362 and encodes 453 amino acids. NCBI's taxonomy places the organism in Eukaryota, Metazoa, Chordata, Actinopteri, Perciformes, Eleginopidae.
AUGUAUGUCGUCAAUUUAGGGGUGGUGGCAAUGGUGAGAAGAACCUCCAGAAGUGUUAGGAAGUACACAUCGACUCACAAUUCACCAAAGAGCAAUCUUCACCGGCCCCAGCCGCGGCCCACCAGGACCAUCGUGACCCGCAGCCAGUGCCCCACCGGCGGAUGCUUCUUCCACAGGCUCCCCUCAGAGGUGUACCACAUGAUCCUGGAUAAACUGUCCGUGCUGGAGAUCAGUAUGUUCAGCAUGGUGUCCAAGGAGGUCACUAGAUCUGUUGUGGAGUACAUCUCCACCCUGGCCUGGAGGAAUAACAAGAUCAUUCAAAGCUUUCACCCCUCAACUUUCCCUGAACAGACAUCCACUAUUGGACACUACAGAAACCUGGGUUUGUUGUUCAAGAGAUGUACCCUGUUGCAACCAACAAAGGACAGGUUAAAGUUUAUCUUUAGCGAGUUUUCACAGAUCCCCUGCUUCAUGUUGGAGCAGUGCUUGAAACCAGACUGCACUGGCUUCAUCAGCUACGGAGUCUUCCUCCAGACACUGAUCGCUGGGUGGGAUGAGCUGGAGUGUCACAGAGUGUUCAACUUUGUGUGUGACCUCACACAUCUGCUGCAAAAAAUAGAGAUAGUCGUCACUGGAAAGCCAGGUGUGAGGUGGUACCAAAAGCUGCAGCUCCGUCUCUUCUGCCGUCAGGUUCUGUUGGACCCGUGGUCCAACGAGGCCGAAAGUCAGUUCUGGCUGAUGCAACUCCUGAAGCCUUGGCCCCUGGUCAGCCAGGCACACCUACUGUUAACCCUCUAUGGACCUCUGGGCACCAUGGGGUGGCAGGAUCUGGUGGAGAAGGGUCUGCCUCACAACGCUCUGUGGGAUCUCGCCCGAGCCAUCCUGCUGCUUUUCAGCAAACUAGAAGUGAAAGGCCAGAAUUCCAAUUCACUGGUGGCAAUAUUCAAGGAACUCAUUGUCAUUCCUCAGCCGUGGCAUGUGGAGAACGUGGCGCGUCUGUUGGUGCUGUGUGGCAGCAGUCUCUGCUACACUGUGCUAGCCAGCAAGGCGGUCAAUGGACGACUUCUGGAGAUCUCCAGACUCCUUGUGUACAUCAUACUGGUGUGUGAGAAGGAUGGCUAUCACAUGUCCUGGGCGGUGAAAAUGGUGCAGAACCUCUGCAAGGUCUUCAGCACGCCACCGGAACGGUUCUGCUUCAUUCAACAACUGGAGAACAUGUUUUCAGAUGUCACCAGAGAGUUUUUCGAGUUUUCUGUAACAGGAAACCGCCCUGAGGACAGGGAGACUUUCCAGAGCCUGAGCAUCCUCCUGGACUCCUGCGCUCGCUUCCACACUAAAUUCCUCCACAUCUUCCUGAAAUAGGAGCGGCGCAAAUUUAAAGUGACAGGAAAAUGAGUGUGGGAACGAAAAAAUGUCAAUAAUGAAAAGGGUUGACUAUAGAAGUGAACAAAAGAGGGAGAUGAACCUUUUUGACAUUAGAAAGACUUGAAUGUGGAAGCCUACUGUUUGGAUAUCUAGGGGGAAUUCUGUUGACAGUUCUCUGUACGCUGUAAACCCUGCAUUUCUUGGUUGAAAAUACAGCUGUUUAAAUUGUUAUGACCUAUAAGCAAUUAGUUUUUUACAAGUUUUAUAUUCCUUCGUAAGUUUUAAAAUCUUGUUCUUUGGAAACAUAUUGCAUGUUAAUGUUCAAAAACUAUUUAAUAUGUAUUUAUUAUAGUAACAUUAUUUAUUAAAAUGUUUAUUUAUUCACGUUGAACCUUUCUGUAAAUAUAACUGUAAUACAAUGAUUUUUGCAUAAUUUAUGAAACUGGUAUUUUACAUUUUUAUUUGUCAUUUUUGUUUUCUUUUAAAGGCAGUAUUUUAUGGCUAUCUUAAAAAAAAAAACUGAAACCUAGCACACAUUUAGCAAAUAACCUUUUUUAACCUCCAAGUAGUACAAUAUGUUUAGCACAGACUGCAUACAAAAUCAGUUAAUGAAAUCGGUUUGAUUAUGUCAUGGAAUAAAAAAAGCAAAGUUUAAAAUAAAAAUGUUACUGUAUACAAAAAAAAAAAGUAGAUUAUCGGGACUGCACCUAUAUAAAGGUUACUAAACACGGGCGGUGGCGCUUGAUUUUGCGUCAUAUACAAAUGCAUCUUUUUACAGGAAUUUGUUUUCCAAGAAACAGGAUGUCAAAGUCAUAGCAUGCACAGGAAG